GUGAAAAAUAAAACAAGGCAAGGAAUAUCAGGGCAUCUGGUUACGCGACACGGGAAGGAUCGAUCAGAUCAGAUCAGAACUCCACUAUGGGCUGCUGUGUGCUGCGGAACGCUUUGGCUCUGGCUCUCCUCCUGGUGCUACUCUGCAAAGGCUCCAGCGUGCAGGGGGCAGAGUUCACACACAUGCCCGACAACAUCACAGUGUUGGAAGGGGACAGCGUCACUCUCAGAUGUCAGAUUGAUGAGGAAGUGACCCACAAGGCCUGGCUCAACCGCUCCAACAUCAUGUUCACGGGGCGGGACAAAUGGACUCUGGACAAGCGCGUCACCCUGCUCAACAACAACAGCAGCGACUUUUCCAUCCACAUCAGUAAGGUGCAGGUGACAGACGAGGGGCCGUACACCUGCACCUUCCAAGCCAACAACAAGCCCCGCCUCACACACGUCUACCUCAUCGUGCAAGUGCCAGCACGGAUCGUCAACAUCUCCAAAGACGUGUCAGUGAAUGAGGGUGAGAACGUGAACCUGUUCUGUCUGGCAGUGGGACGACCAGAACCUACGGUCACCUGGAAGGUCCACAAAUAUGGGCUGCUGAGUGACGGUGAGUUCCUGGACAUCACAGAGAUCAAGAGGCAGCAGGCGGCGGACUACGAGUGCGUCACCCACAACGGAGUAGCCCCGGCCGACCAGCGCAAAGUCCGAGUCACCGUCAACUACCCGCCCAUUAUCACAGAUGUAAAGAACAUGCCGGCACACUUGGGCAAGACGGUGAUUCUGCGCUGUGAAGCUAUGGCAGUACCAGCCGCCACGUUCGAGUGGUACAGAGACGACCACAGGCCGGUGGAGAGUGACAACAACCUGCGGGUCAAACAUGAGAAGACGCGCUCGCUGCUCCUCUUCUCCAACGUCACAGAGAAACAUUUUGGGAACUACACCUGCUUCGCCUCCAACCGCCUGGGAACAUCCAACGCCAGCAUGCUCCUGUUUCGACCGGGGGCUGUAUACGGACGAGGGAGUGGUCUACAAGCAGGCCUGAGCAUCGGCGUCAGCAUCUUGGUUUCCCUUUCGGCUGUUCAUCUGCUGAAGGUCUAAAUCCUCCACCUGGACCUCCCCAGAAGAUCCCUUCGAGCCCUCGCCCUCCUCCCGCUCUGUCCCCUUUACUCUUUUUUGACGGAAAGAAGACGGAUAUGAAAUUCUUUAAUUACGAACCCAUCACUGUGAACUAAAAGAAUAUGCAUUGUUCAAGGAGCCAUCUAAACAUCGCGACCAAUGCCACAACAACGUAAACUCUUUUUCAUAUCUCUUUCUGUCUUUUUCCCCACAAUGCCUUGCAGAAAUGUCUGACUUGGUCCCCCUUCCCCCCUUUUUUUGUUACACUACCAUUAUAACCACCGGGCUGGUAAAGAGUGUAUAUUGAAGAUUAUUGUAUCAGUGAUCACAAUGAGAAAAUAGAUAAUCUAACACCUGGAUGAUCAUACAUGUAAAAUAAACAUAGACUUUAAUGACUGACCUACAAUGUUUGCCUUACAGAAUAUCACCGAGAUGGAUUUUAAUGGAAAGGGAUUGCGAUACGGAAGGUCACGAUUGCCCUUGGUCCAAUAGGUGACCAUGUGAAGUGUCACCCAUGCGCAUUGACAAACAUGUAUGGCUUUUUCCUCUGUGUAGCACUGAGUCUGCUAUGAAUGAUGUCAAAUUGUACUUUACAAAAAGGCUGGGUGGUGAUGGCGUCAGUCCGAACUAUCCCCCCUAAUGUAAUAUGGGGGUUAUACUUACGCAUGUGGACCCCUCACUACCCAAACCUUUAACCACAUCUGUUUGUCACUGUCUGUUCGAUAUUCACGAUGCUAUAAGCCCCGUUUCCACCCCGCAGUUCAGUAUGGUGUAAUUCAGUAUAGCGCGCGAGUAGAUUAGCACUCCUCGGAGGGCCUUUAUGUGAGAAAUUAGCAUGGUCUUUCAGAGUGUUUGAAUGGGUUUUCUCUUGGUGCUCUUGUUUCCCCCAUCAACCCAAAACAUGCUCAGAAAGUUAAUACUCGAGCUAGAUACUACAGACAAAGCUAACCCGGAACACUCUGAACAAUGGGUCAAAUGCAGAAGACACAUUUCAAUAGAGAAUGUUUGAAUGUUUCUAUCUGGGUGUAGAAUUGAUCAAGUUGUUCAACUCUUUGACGGGUUGCAAAAGAAUGUUGAGUUGUCAUCAAGCUAGCAAAAGCAACUAUUGUACAAGCUUAAUCACUUGCUAGCUUUGCUGUAAGAAGCUUGUACCCGUAUAAGCAGCUCUUCAGGUAAAAAUAAGACUGUUGUGUUCUGUCGGGAUCUAAUUUGUCCAAUAAUCAGGAAGUACACUGCUAGUUUCUAACGUUACCAUCACAGUAAUCUUUGCUCUGAUCUCUCAAAGUUGCGAUGUUGUGAUGCGUAAAAUAAUCAAGGAAUAGCUUUGGACCAGUUCAAAUAGUUUAUAGUGAACUAGUUCGGGUUUUGAUGCUUUUAAGACAGUAAAAAUCAGGUAAGGUCGUGUUGUAGGCUACAGUUAAUCCUAAGAGCGAUCCGGUUUUCAAACCCAACCCCGAAGAACCACGAUUAUCGAAAGCUAACGUUCUAAUGUCUAAUGAUUUUCGAUGUUUUGUUGAAACCUAACCUUAAUCCCUCCUUUGUAAUAUGAUUUAUUGCUACCGUUGCCAGUUGACUGUAAAACGGCAGAACUGGACCAAACUUAACGGCUCGGUGGAAACAAGGUUCUCGUAUCUCUCAUCCUUCAAACCCUGUGUAAAUAUAGGCAGAACAGGCGCCCCCACAUGGCCCGGGAACAGGAUGACAACGCCUCAUUAGCUUUGACGUCACUGCUUCAACCUCCCACAAACAGCAAGAGACUGUCCUACAAUGUCUUACACUGGGAAGUUGAAGCUCUACCUCCCCUACCCCGAUCGACCAUCACCAUCACCCUUCGUCGCUUGUUGAUAGCAUGUACCGGUUAGAGAGUCCUGUCGUGAGUUCAUAACCCCCCCCACUUCCCCCUUUAUCCCCCGCACUGUGUCUGUUUAACUCUGCAAGGUCACCCGCUUUUACUUUUUUGGUGUUGAUAAUACUACAGGUGAUGACGAUAAUGAUGAUGUUAAUACGUAUUUGAAUUACUAUGGAUAGUAAGUCGGUGUAUGAAAAAAUCGGUCUGACGGUACGGAGUUGUGCGUGGGGGAGAAUAAUUUUUGUACUUUUAACAUGAAGUCACACACACAUAAAAAAAAAGAUCAAAAAAAUGUCAAAUGAUGUAAAGUUUUCGAAGUGAUGUGCUCUAUUUUGCCAUGACAAGCUUUUUAAAACAUUUGAUCC
Molecule: messenger RNA, 3323 nt
Organism: Periophthalmus magnuspinnatus
Lineage: Eukaryota; Metazoa; Chordata; Actinopteri; Gobiiformes; Gobiidae
Gene: iglon5
Product: IgLON family member 5
Exons: 8
Coding region: 87-1091 (334 amino acids)
Cellular component (GO): neuron projection
Source: RefSeq, a predicted model, not a curated record